This is a messenger RNA of Musca domestica (house fly), 1217 nucleotides long. RefSeq names its product toll-interacting protein. Gene Ontology annotation, biological process: ubiquitin-dependent protein catabolic process. The record is from RefSeq and is a predicted model, not a curated record. The coding region runs from base 103 to 948 and encodes 281 amino acids. Gene Ontology annotation, molecular function: ubiquitin conjugating enzyme binding; ubiquitin binding. The transcript has 2 exons. Gene Ontology annotation, cellular component: cytoplasm. Lineage: Eukaryota; Metazoa; Arthropoda; Insecta; Diptera; Muscidae.
UUUCAGUUUGCGCAAAAAGAAACAAAACGCGCGCGCGCUCUAUCAUUCUCUCUCUACCAAGUUUUCCCAUUUUGCUUGCCUUGCAUAGGCAUAGUUACAAGCAUGGCUAUAGCUGUGGAAAAUCGUUGGAAAAAAGCCAUGCUUUUACCAUUGCCCGAUGAUUUCCUACGUUUUGAGGUGACCAACAAUAUCUCGGCCGAUGCUCAGGCUGCCAUGGCCCUCUAUCGCCAACAAAUGCCACAAUAUGUGGCGCCCAAUCAUAUGGGCCGUCUAAGUAUUACCUGUGCCCAGGCCAAAUUGGCCCGUAACUAUGGUCUGACACGCAUGGAUCCCUAUGUACGCAUACGUGUUGGCCACUAUGUCUAUGAAACGCACACCGAUCCAAAUGGCGGCAAGAAUCCACGUUGGAAUCGUGUUAUCCAAUCGCAAUUGCCCGUGGGAGUCAAUACCAUGUAUGUGGAGAUCUAUGAUGAGUGUAGUUUCAAAAUGGACGAACUGAUAGCUUGGUGUGAAAUUAAAAUUCCGGAACGUGUGUUUGCCGGCGAAACCCACGAGGAAUGGUAUCCGUUGAGUGGCAAACAGGGUGAUGGUCUUGAGGGUGCCAUCGAUAUUGUUUUGAGUUUUUCCAAUCAACCUGCAGUACAGCCUUAUAUGUAUCAAACAGCAGGAGCACCAUUGCUUAUGGUUCCACCUGGCAGACCAAUGCCAAUUUUUGUGCCACCACCCCAGCAGCAGCAGACGGUAGUUGUACAAGGUGGUGGUGUAGCAGUGCCGCCAACUGGAGUAGCAGCAGUACCCCAACCUCCACCCCAAUUAAGUGCCGAAGAAUUGAAACAAAUUCAGGAAAUGUUUCCCAACAUUGAUACCGAAGUUGUUAAGACAGUGUUCGAAGCGAAUCGUGGAAAUAAGGAUGCUACCAUCAAUUCAUUGCUUCAAAUGAAUGAAUAAGGAAAAUGGCAUGGCAGACCAGAUCAGACCAGAUCCCAAAAGAAGCAGCUCCAAUAAACAAAACCAGAUACAUUAAGUGAAAAAUCAAAUAUUUAAAAAUGUGUGUCUAUGGUCCCUUACCUUUCCCUCGACUCGACUUUCUCAUUCCCCAACUUAUAUAUUGGUCUAUACUAGUGGCGUAUAAUAACCUUUUAGUUAAUCUCUAUACAAAAAUUUCUGAAUUAUACAUAAUAAUAAAAUUAUGAAAAUUAUGAAUUAUGAAAUAUGAA